GCAGUGCCCGCUGCGCGCUCACCUGAUUUGAUCUCACACACACACAAGCAGACAUGAAGCGUUGAGUCCUGAAGGACACACGACUUAAAAAUUAUGGCAAGAUGAGAUGAAUUCACCCCAGUAACGGCAAAAGAACAAGGCGACGAAGAGUUUCCCUCUUCAGCAAGUGAAUUCACCUCUCCGUUUCGACUUUUAUUCUAUUUUUGCUCAGUGAGGCUGGAGUCCUGAGCCCUUCUGUUGGGAGACAUCGCUCACGCUGGAGGGAGGAGCCUGAUGCCUCAGAAAUGUGAAACUAUCAGUUACUGCAACCCCACCCCUUACCGGGAACCACGGUUACGAGCCUCCAAUCCGCCAUCAGUCUGGAGGUUUACCACCAUGCACCUCAAGCCAUACCCCAAACCACAAGAUAAAGAGAUACAUCGGGAAUCUGUGCACGAUGGAACAAGAGGCCUCCAUGCCGACCAGCAGGGAGUGCUCAGGAAAGAGUGGGGCGUUCGCCAGGCGUGUGGCCUCAUGGGCUCAUCUGGCAACGGCACAGCCAACCGGUGUCCCCUCAGUGUCAUCUCCACCAACACCCUCCGAUGUAGCAGUGUGAGCAAUGCACCAACUAGAGUUAAUGGGGCCCGCAAGAGCAGAGCAUCCUCUGUCUCAACAUUUACCAGUUCUCUAGUGCUGCUCUCACCUUCGACUGGUUUGGAGAAUGAAGGCUCACUUCGGAUCUACCAAGGAGAAGAUGCAGAGGGAUCUUUGGAUAUAUGGGCUGUUAUUAAACCUGGGAACACAAAAGAGAAAAUCGCCAUUUUUGCAUCUCAGAAGUGUGGCAGUACUUGCAGUAGUGUUAUUGAAAACGCCUCCGAAAUGGAAGCAGUUGCACCAGAGCUGCGGACUGUCUCUGUGAAAAACAAAGGUUGCUGGGAUGGUGACUGGUCAGUGGCCAAGCGCAGGAGAAGGUCUGGAGUUCCAGACAAGUCAAAAAGCAUGGAACCUUCUUCCCCCAAAACUGAAAUACUGAAAGUAUCUCAACAGGAGACCCUAAAUGAGAACAUCAAUCCUUGCAAAGGAGUUGGAGAAGAUACAGUCAGGACUGAGGGGGAAGAAGAUGAAAAGACGCUUUCUGUUGUGGAGAUGGUGGCAUACUUGGAGCAAAGAGCCAGCGACCAGCAAGUGAGCUCCAAAGUCCCAUCCUUGCGUAGCACCAGCACCAUCACUCUAUCCAAAGUUGGAAUCAUCCCUCCACCUGCAGAGCAGCAGUCCAAGGUUGCAGACAAGCUGGAGGUCCAGGAGGAGGAAGGGGAAUCCAUUCGAGUCCUGGAUAUGGUGGCCAAGUUGGAGUCCCAGUGCCUGAGUAGACAAAGCCUCCGGGAAGGUGGAGGAGACCUCUCUCGAAACAACAGCUUGCGCAGGAAGGUGGGGCGUGUGCUUCUGGCAGGGUCAGAACCUUACCCGCUUCCAUCGCAACCGGUGUCACCUACAGUCCCUCAGGACUCUAGAGUUGAGAGUGUCCCACAGCAACUGGAUAGCGAUUUAGACAAACUGAGUUCCCCACCAAUAGAGACUUCGCAGUGUGCGCUUGACACCUGCGUUCUCGACACCUGCGUUCUCAAGGAGGAAGAAAGGUCUUGUAUCUCAAGAGCGGAAACUAGCACAUCUGUCGAGACAUCUGGUGUGCAAUCCUCACCAAGCUCAGAGUGCAGUGAGGAACCGCUACCAGGCAUGUUGUUCUUUGCCAAAUCUUCUCAGCCUCCAUCAAAGAGCAGACCCCAGAACAAAGAGCCUUCUCACAUCCAGGACCUUGAGCCUUCUGUGGACACUUCAGAGUCUUUCAGAGAGGAGAGCAAGGAUGGACUUGUGGGUGACCAAAAUUAUCAAAACUUUGAGGAGACUUGCAUAGUUAGUCAGGAGCCUGUGCCUUUUCCAUUACGCCGCCUAGUGUCUCACGAAUUCCUAGAAACUCGCUUCAAGAUCCAGCUGCUUUUGGAGCCUCAGCAGUACAUGGCUUUCCUGCCGCACCACAUCAUUGUAAAGAUCUUCUGUUUGCUGCCUACUGAAAGCCUGGCUGCCCUCAAGUGCACCUGCCAUUACUUCAAAUUUAUUAUCGAGAGUUAUGACGUACGGCCGGCUGACUCUCGUUGGGUGAGCGAUCCACGCUACAAAGACGAUCCGUGCAAGCAGUGCAAGAAGCGGUAUGACCGCGGUGACGUUUCGCUCUGCCGUUGGCACCAUAAGCCCUACUGCCAGGCGCUGCCGUAUGGCCCGGGCUACUGGAUGUGCUGCCGCAGGUCUCACAAAGACACACCUGGUUGCAACGUGGGGCUUCACGACAACCGAUGGGUCCCUGCCUUUCAUAGCAUCAACAUGCCAAUUUACAAGAAAAGCAGGGACACUGAUGAGGAUCUGUAGUGUGCCAGAAAGACAUAUGCAGUAACUAGUGUGAAUGGGCUGUGUGUUUCCUGUUGCCAAUGAGCAUGUGCGCUUAUGAUGUAUAGUGCUUACAACCAGGUUGCUGAAACUAAUACAAAAUUGCUGGGUCUUUGAACUUCUACUCUGCCAACCAAUCACCAGUUCCCCUGUCGAAAACCCUCCUCAGGUCCUUAAUGUUGGUCUGCACUUUAACCUUUAAAGAUUGAAUUUUGCAGAAUUCUCUCUGGGUACUGCUUGAUAAUUUUUACUUCGAGUAAGCAUUAAUGACUAACUUAUUUUUUCAGUCCACCCUCUAUUCUUUUUUUUUUUUUUUUUUUUUUUUUUUUUUUUCUGUGCUUCGUAACACACCCUGACUGUAUUUCCUGCACUGAUGUUAAACGUUUUUGAGCAUUACAGUUCUUGCAUUCAUGAUUAACUCAUUGGCCAGUAGGGAAACUUUAAAGGAGGGUGCAAUGAGUUAUUGACAUCUCCUAUUAUCAUCUCGUAUUACCGCUAAAAAGUCCUGGGAUGUAAGGUGGCGAAGUGACUUCGCGACUUGAUGGGAUUGACUUUUUGAGAUUUGUUCUGAGCCCAGAUGUUUACAUUGUACAUAGCACAGAAUCCUAUAUAUCAUAACAGGGUGAUGAAUGAUGGCACGAGUGUGGCGUGAAAUGCAUUUAUCUUAAUAUGGGGUAAAAUGCCUUGUUCUUUUUAUGCUAACUUUUUGUGUAUAUAGAUAUCUAUGUGAAGUGAUCACUCUUGUUCUGCAGUGGGGCUCUUAGGAUAAACCGUUGUGAACAGGUAGUGCAUAUUCUCAAAUUUUAAGUAUUGAUAUCUCCCUUGUAUGAUGUAUUGUUUCUUGAUGGGAAACAUUUGAAUGUGGGAAGAGUGUUUCUCUCAUCUUGACAGUGACUAACUGAACACCAUCUGAAAAAAGAAAAGAAUUCAUUGCAAUAUACUGUUUUCCAAAGUGUGUCAGAUUUUUAAAAAUUAUUAAUGACGUUGCUGUGCUUUGCCUGUUAAGGCAUUUUACUUCAAUAAAGUAUAUCUUGAAGAAUUUGUAACCAA
This is a messenger RNA of Labeo rohita (rohu), 3468 nucleotides long. RefSeq names its product F-box protein 34 (gene fbxo34). The record is from RefSeq and is a predicted model, not a curated record. Lineage: Eukaryota; Metazoa; Chordata; Actinopteri; Cypriniformes; Cyprinidae. The transcript has 3 exons. Gene Ontology annotation, molecular function: protein binding. The coding region runs from base 274 to 2400 and encodes 708 amino acids.